AUGAUAUUUGGACACCUCAUCACUGUUCUAUCAGAAAUGGACAUAUCCAGCAGGCAAAAUAUUAGUAAAGAGAUAGUUGAAGUCAACAGCCCCAUCAAGCAACUGAUACAAUUGGUGGCGUCUGGGCCCAUUCGAGUACUAACCGUCUCACAGGAGCGGAUGCUCAGAGAGAAGAGUGAAGGUGAAUUACAUUUUGAAGAUGAGUUUGCCUACUCUGCUGAGGUAGUGACGCGCUGUGAAACACAACAAAGGCCUGAGGCCGUCCGUCCCUGCACUGCACACCCGGUGCUGCUUGGUCACACGCUACAGAAGGACGACCUCGAGAAACGCUCGCAAGAAAGUGGCGAUGACGAUCCGGACAAGGUCACUCCCAAGAAGGCCGCUCCAGAUGAAGCUGCUCUAGAUGAGGCCGCUCCGCAGAUGAAGCCGCUCCAUGAUCGGAGCCGCUCCCAAGAAGAGGCCAUUCCCAAGACGAGGUUGCUCCCCGGACGAGGCCGCUCCCGACGACGAAGAGCCUCGCGCAGCGACCUUCACGCGGUGGCUGAGCCCCGCCCUACACAGGUGGCCAAUCGGAUCUCAAUUCACCCCAGUGGAUACACACAUGCCGCGCGGACUGGACGCUCCACCGGGCCCGCCCCGCCCCAUCGGGGUCCACAAGAUCCUGGGGCAGGGGCAGCCCUUACAAGGAGCCCCGCCUCCCGGCGCUACAUUCCCCUGAGUAGGAUCUCCGCGACGCUGACCGGGAGCCGACGGCGAUCCUGGGCGGCACUCCUGGGCGGCAGUCCUGCUUCCUCGCGACCACGUGCGUCUCCUCCGGCCCGACUUCCGCGGAGUCGAGCGAGCGGGGCCGAGCAACACGGGACGUCCGGGCGCGUGGGCGGCUGGUGCGGGCUCCAGGCCAAGCGCUUCGAAUGGGCGCAAGCACGCGGAGGGGCGCGGCCGCCCCGUCAGGCGCAGCAACGACUCCCCGCACGGCUGAUGGGACACUCCGAGCGCCGCGACGGCCUCCCGGCGGUCGAUGCGGGGCUGAGACAGUCGCGGCGGCCACGUCACGGGCCGGGACAAGCUCCGAGGGUCGCGCGCGGAGCCCAGAACCCGCACGAGCCGUGGCUCCCGUGGAAGUCGGAAGGGCAAGGGCGUGACCGGCCGCGACAACCGCCGGGCACAGAGCAGCGAACGUUCCCCGCAGACUCCGAGGAAGCUGUGCGGGUGUCCGGAAACGUGUGCGGGAUCCAGCCGGCGCGCCUGCUGUCCGAGGGGCUCUACCGCUUCCGGAUGACGGUCUGCCCCGUCGAGGACCCGAUCUCUUACUCUCGUUGCGACCGCACGACCGCAGAGGGGCCCGGUCAGCGCUUCCUCACGCACUGGGUCUGCGCGGCGGCGGCAGCGCACGGACCACCGCGUCCCGGUCCCCGCCCCGCACCAGGUUGGGACGCCGGACCCCGACGUCCGCGGCCGUGCGGGGGACCGGGCCUGGGGCCGUCGGCUGCGGACCAGGCUGCGGGGUGGCGUCCGCACGCAGGGCCGGGCCGCGUGAGACGCGCCGUCCGCGACCCGGAACGCGGCCCCCGGCGUCCGCGCGGGAGGCUGACCCGGCGUCGAACCUCAGGCCCCGCCGUCGCACGACUCACCGUCCUGCUCCUGCGACCGCUCGUCGCCCGCGCUCCGCGGCAGCGGCCGGGGCUCCGCGACGGCGGGAGGGACGCCCGGGGGCCGAGCGCCGCGACCGCGGGGCACCUCCGAGCCGGGCCCGUUCCGUCCGCGCGGCCCAGGGGCGGGUUCCGGCGGACGCGGCGGCGAGCGACCGCCCGGGACACACGGCAGCGGCCCCGCGCGUCGGAGCAGUCGCCGCCGGACCGCGGCUUCUCGCCCUCCCGGCCUCCCGCGCCGCACAGGGGCCUCGGCGUCCCCGCUGCUCCCGGCCGCGCCGGCGUCGGCUCAGGCUCCGUGUGGGCGACAGGCGGGGACGCCCGGAGGAGCGGGGGACGCCCGGAGGAGCGAGGUCCGCAGCCGCGCACGCCGCCCGCCCCGCCGACGCCUCCGAUCCGCGGCCUCGGGGCCCCGCGGCGGAAGCAGCAGGAGCUCCCUCGGGACGCCCCGGCCCCGCCGUCGGACGAAGCCGGCCCGCGAGGGGAAAGCGGCGUCGCGGCCUCGUGCGCCCGGCGGGCCCGGGGGGCUGGUGCGGGCAGCUCCGGGCCUGUCGCCGCUGCGCAGCCGGGAACGCGGCCUCGAGUACCGCUGCUGCCGCGGACCCCACCCCGGCCGCGCGCCGCGUGGCCCCGGGGCCUUCUCCACGCGGCCGGGGCGGCCGGCAGGGAGCGCGGCUUCCCGCGGGGUCGGGCGCUGGGGCGCCGCCAGCCUCCCGCAGAGCGGUCUCCCUUCAGCCCGACCCUGGGGUGCCCCCGGGGCCCUGCCCCUCCGGCAACACGAGGGCUCGCUUGGUGGCUCCGGCGGGGCAGGGCGGCGGUCGGGGCACCGCGGACGGCAGCCCUCGACGCCCCGCGCGGGGCUCCUGAAGAGACUGGACGGGAACGGCGGGCCUCGGCCGAGGAGGCUGCGGGCAAGGAGCGGCUUCGGGGGCGCUGCGGCCCCACUUCCGCCUGGCGCGGGGCGGGCCGCCUCCGGGUGGGGCUACGGUGCGCUCCGCGCCUGCUCCGUCGUUCGACCGCAGCCCGCGGCCCGCGCCCCGGGCGGUCUGCGGCCCCCGCUGCUGCGGCCCCCGCGGGAGGAACCCCGCCAGGAGGGUGCGGGCGUCCGCACAGGAAAUGGAAGUAA
Mustela erminea (ermine) is the source of this 2775-nucleotide messenger RNA. Its product is annotated as collagen alpha-1(I) chain-like. The record is from RefSeq and is a predicted model, not a curated record. The transcript has 7 exons. Bases 1 to 2775 code for a protein of 924 amino acids. NCBI's taxonomy places the organism in Eukaryota, Metazoa, Chordata, Mammalia, Carnivora, Mustelidae.